Messenger RNA from Setaria italica (foxtail millet), 1829 nucleotides. RefSeq lists its product as uncharacterized. The record is from RefSeq and is a predicted model, not a curated record. The transcript has 14 exons. Lineage: Eukaryota; Viridiplantae; Streptophyta; Magnoliopsida; Poales; Poaceae. Bases 249 to 1694 code for a protein of 481 amino acids.
GAGUUUAGAAAGUUAAACACAUCUUCUAAAACCUAGUGUUGACUUUUCAGAACCAAAAAGUCAGCAACAUCUGGAAGCUCAAAAGUUGCAGGUCGGACACCAGGAGAUGAAAUCUUAUUUUCAUGCUCAUGCAUAGCUACAGAACACUAGGGGCGCCGCUUUAGAAGGUUUUUUACUACUGCAGGUUUGGUUAGAGCUCUUGAUGCUACAACCAAACACCAUGAUGACUUAAAAGAUUCGAGUGCGCCAUGAAGGCACUAAAGUGUAUAAGGGAAAGUCUGCGACAUGGUGAGGUAUUAGCUGUAGCGCGUGGCGUCUCUGGCGAAACAAUGGCUAAGAGUGUGGAAUUGAAUGGUGAUUCAAGGGUAUGUGAGGAUAAUGAAGAUCUUGAUUGUAAAAUCUCAGAGCCUUGGGAAGGCGGGCCACUUCUUCCUUUUGAUGGGAAUAUGGUUGGCGUGAACCUUUUUUUGACUACGAGCAUAGCCGUUUUCCUACCACGGGGCAUAAUUCUCAAGCAUUACUUGACAUCCUACUCUUCUCCUAAAAGAGCUUAUAAGAUCUUAUCAGUUAACAUAUGUAUACUACAGCUUGACCUUGUUGCACCAGUACAUGGAGAUUUUCUCAACCAGGAACAGUUAGAUCUAGACUCCAUGGGUUACCCUAAGUUACCAUCAACCAUGUUUGGAUCUGGCAUGAUCUUGGUUAAUUCUUUUGAAGACACUUUUGGUGACAUACGUGGUAAAGGUGUCUGGAAAAAAUUCAGCAAAAGAGCUAACAUAAAUCGCAAUGUUGUCGCACUGGCUUCAUUCAAUGGUGAAAAGGUUUUUUUUGCAUGCACAAGUUUUUUUAUUGAAUGGAAUGGAUGUACGAUAAUUUUGACAUCAGCGAGCUUGGUUAGAAAUUCUGGUGAUGAGAACAAGAUUGAUGAAAACUUGAGGAUUGAAGUGUUGCUUAACAACCAAUGCAAAGAAGGGAAGUUACGGCAUUGCAAUCUACAUUACAACGUUGCUCUAGUUAGUGUCAAGGAUUACUGUGCUCUUCGUUCAUCAAAUACUCUGCUUGAUUGGGAGUCAAGUUUUGAAGUAGCGGCUGUAGGGCGUUGCUUCAAAUCAGACGCGUUAAUGGCUACUAGUGGGAAUCUGGUUUCCUGGACAGGCACACUUGACCGUGAGUUCCUCUCACGUUCCACGUGUAAAAUCACUAAGGCUGGGAUUGGAGGCCCUCUUGUUAAUCUUGAUGGGGAUGUUAUUGGCAUGAACUUGUAUGACACGAGAAUAGGAAGAACUCCUUUCCUGUUAUGGGAAGACAUUUGCAAAAUUCUAGCAUCGUUUGAGACAACAAGUGAACCUGGUGAUGUUGGCAAUGCCUCUGGUGCACGUUUCUGGAAAAUGCCUAUGGAUGACAAAAAUAAGUUUAACAGGUUUCCUGUGCCCAUGCCACGCUGGUGCCAUCCUGAAGAGGUUGAAUCUGACGAUGAUGAUGAGUUGAGUUUUGACCCUGAAUCUGGCCAGCUGAAAUACGGUUACACUAGGGGACGGAAAGUCAAGCUCAUGCAGACGCACUCAUGCCCUAGAUUGGUCUCACAAUCCCCAUAUCAUUGCUGGUUUGAGAUGGCAGAAGUAAUCUGUGGCUUGCCCAAGUCUUGUGAUAUGUGCAGCAUUUUAAUCCUGGAAUUGUUUGGUGUCUUCUCGUGAGCGGGGCGAGUGUUUUUCGGACUUUCUGGCCGUCCCCCGUCUGAAACGCUCUAGCCCACCCAUGCAUUCACGCGUACUGAAACUCAAAUCAACUAGGCCUAGGCUACAGCGACGACAACACACCACGCACGCAUA